Messenger RNA from Aspergillus pseudonomiae, 2225 nucleotides. Its product is annotated as Cupin domain protein. Gene Ontology annotation, molecular function: centromeric DNA binding. Gene Ontology annotation, biological process: spindle attachment to meiosis I kinetochore; attachment of mitotic spindle microtubules to kinetochore; kinetochore assembly. The record is from RefSeq and is a predicted model, not a curated record. Gene Ontology annotation, cellular component: kinetochore. Bases 149 to 2038 code for a protein of 629 amino acids. The transcript has 5 exons. Lineage: Eukaryota; Fungi; Ascomycota; Eurotiomycetes; Eurotiales; Aspergillaceae.
UUUCAUUAAAAGAGUGCGUGAUACAAAGGUGUUUUCAGCUAAAGCAGUUUAGGAUACAGUGUGCGCGUGUGUGCGCGUGUGUCCUACUCGUAACUUUUCCCAUACAGCUAGCUACCUUCCCGCAUUUCACUUCCGGAACUCCACAAGGAUGGCUCCUCGGGGGUCCGCGAAAGCUCGCGAUUAUGAUUAUUCCAAUGUCGGUAAACUUGGACGUCGUACAGGGAUUACAGUGAAGGAGGGCAAGCGCGAUGAACAUGGAAUGGAGGACAUUGAUGGGAUGUGGUCAUCGCCAGAGAAAUCUCCCGUAAGAGAAAAUGGCUUUAGCGAUGGGAAUGAAUCUUCGGUAGGCUCCGAUGGCAUGUCUAUGGACGAGGGGAACGCACCUGGUCCUGCUGAUUUCCUUAGUGGUAUGAAUGGUGGGCGAAACUCUUAUUUCCCACCACCUGUUGCACGUUCUCCUAUGAAGACUGGCUUGACUGGGUCCCCUCGGAGAACCCCCGGUUUACGAUCAUCCCAAAGCCCACAACGGGAACCCCUCUCCUCUAGUCCUUCCGAUGGUAAAGGAUUGGGUCAUACGAAAGGGGAGUUGCGACAAGAUGUUUCUCCUCUGACUCACCGUUCUAUAAAUGCGCCUCCCCUGAAUCAUUUGAGCAGCGCCCGCAUUAAGGCAAACAAGAAGACACAGGAAGUAGCAGCUUCAUUUUCGGACAGCGAUGCGAACAGCCAAUCCAACGCGGAUGAAAAUGCAAACAGUUUCGAGCAUAUACGGGAUGACUUCGCUGACAGCUUCGAUGCUGGCAAUGAUACGAUGCUAGAUGAAGCGGAGGAGCCAGAUGAAAAUAGCACCGCAACACCGUCUCCAUCAAUAUUGGCCGUCGGUCUUCAGAAAAAAGGCCAGAUAAAGAUCGGUCAUCAACCCAAGAAGAGAGCCCGAAGUGGAUCAAGUCGGACUCAACUCCCCGUGGAGCUGGAUGAGCCACAGGAGCAUGGAUCCUCUCAGAAACGUAAACGCCCCGGAAGGCCCGCGAAGAAUCAGCGCAGCAUCAGCCACGAUACAGAGGAACCGAGGCUGUCAAAGAAGUUUAAGGCCUCCGACAAAGAGACUAGAGAACCAAAAACGUCAGGCCAUCCCGAUUUGGAUAGGGUUGUUGAGGAUCACGUCAACCGCACGGGGCCUUUAAAGGGGCGAAGCUUAUAUAUUCUCAAACGGGAGACCCCAACGGAUAGCAGCACUACACACACUCGGUCAGGGCGAGUGUCUGUCAGACCUCUUGCGUAUUGGAAAAACGAACGAUGUGUCUAUGGUGAUGGCGAGGCUGCCGAGGGAGAACGCUACCCUCUCUCUACCAUUAAGGAGAUUAUACGUACGGAAGAACUCGAACCGGAAAGACGGAAACCAAAGAAGGGCAGACCUUCGAAAAAGUCAAAGUCUGGGAAACCUAAGGAUGACAAUAACUCGGAAGAUGACGAAGAUUAUAUUGACCCUUGGGAGAAGGAAGGGAUUUUGCACGGUUACAUUAGGAAGUGGGAUCCCGACGCCCAGGCUGGGAUAGACGAGGAAGAGGUCCUCGACAUUGCAUAUGCGCCUUCCGGUAUUGAAACGAGGGAUGUCAAAGGUUCAACUUUUCGGUUUGCCAAACUACUUAGCUCUCCUUUCUUAGGUUCCGGGAUCGUUGAAUUGCCAAGCGGUGGAGUAAAGAAGCCAAAAAAUUCAAAGAAGAUGCAUAUGGUCUUCUACGUAUGCCACGGCCGAGUACAAGUAGACAUAUCCGGUGUACAAUUUAGCGCUGGAAAAGGCUGUGUAUUCCAAGUGCCAAGAGGCAAUUAUUACAGCUUCGCAAACACACAUGGGAAGGACGCCCGGCUGUUCUUCACGCAAGGUUGUGUUCCUGUGGAGGGUAACAAUUCUGCUCCUGGGUCUGCCUCCAAGAAUGAUACUAUGGAAGAAGAACCAACCCCUCAAUUUGAACGUCCUCUUGGUGUCGGGAAAGGUAGACCCAAGGGGAAGCAGAAGGCAGGUGGCUCUAAAGCAUCAUAGUGACUGUCUUUGAACAGGCUCUAAGGCCUUUAUGGGUACUAUCCUUACGAUACCAACGCCACUUGCCUAUCUUCUUUAAUUUCUCCCAACUUCAUGUGAAUGUAGCAUUGACGUUUUAUUUCCAUCUGUUUCCCAUUUUUGUGUCUGUCAUAGGCGUGGACCUUGUUGGGCUUAGCGAUCUUCUUGA